AUGCCGUACAAAUAUCAACGUCGAUUCGUCGUGGUGGUGAAGAAAACUCUCAAGACAAUUUGCCUCCUUCAAGUCGUUGCCCUCACUAUCAAUGUAUGGGUAUUGAUCAAACAGCAGGUUCUGACGUUAAUCCUGGUGUUCUUGAUUGGGCGCCUCAUUUACCGGCGAUAUUUCUCUCCUCUAUCCCCAUACCCUGGCCCAUUCCUCGCCUCACUGACCAGGCUGUGGAAGGUUUGGAUUGUAUCCAAAGGGCAGCUCCAGGAGGAUUUCAUUCAGAUACACCGCAAGUACGGCCCAAUUGUUCGUGUAGGCCCCAAUGAACUCUCUUUUGCUUCACCGGAAGCGGCGCGAGAUAUUCUCGCUCCAGGAAAUGGAUUCACAAAGACGGAGUUUUAUAACGUCUUUCCUCCAAAGGAUUUCCCCGAUAUUUUCACAGAGACCAGGGAGUGGAAACAUGCAGCAAUGAAACGCGUUGCAGUUGUCCCAUACAGCCUUGCUAGCGUCCAAAAAAUGAGCACUUGGAUUGAAGAUGUCCAGAGGCAAAUGGUGGAAAAGCUCAGGCAAUACGCUGAUGGCGGGAAAAUCUGCGACCUAGGAGACCUACUGCACUGGUUUGCAUUCGAUGUCGUGGGAGAGUUCGCGUUCUCUCAACGGUAUGGAUUUUUGGAACAGGAAAAGGAUGUCGGAGGAACCAUUGCAUUUAUCGACAGUAUUCAGUGGUACCAUGGGUUGUGUGGCCAAGUGCCAGAACUUCGCCAUAUCUUACUCUUCAAUCCACUAUUGCAGUACAUUAUCAAUAAAAUCGGUAUGCCUAAGCUGACAGAGAUGGCCAUGGGGGAAGUACGAAAGAGGAGACAGAGUGGUGCUGCUUUCCUAAGUCCCGACAGAAAAGAUCUGCUUGGUCAAUUGAUCCAAGGAGGAGACAAAAGUCCAACCAGUUUUUCUGAGAUGGAUAUCUUCGCUAUCUCGCAUGGCGCUAUUGGUGCAGGCGCUGACUCAACUGCUUCAACGAUGCAAUCUUUCUGCCAUUUUGUCUUGUCAAAUCCAGACGUAUAUUCGCGGCUGGCGGCGGAGGUGAGAGGGGCGGGUCUCUCCUCACAAGUCAGCUGGCAAGAAGCACAAGACUUACCGUAUUUCCAAGCAUGCCUGAUGGAAACGAUGAGAAUGAGACCAGCUGUUGGCCUAAGUAUUCCUAGAUAUGUUCCGUCCAUAGGCGCCACCAUCGACGGCAAGCGAUAUCCAGGGGGCAUGGUUGCAUCGACAAAUGCUUGGGUGGUCCAUCGUGAUGAAACGUUGUAUGGAGAAUAUCCCGACAAGUUUUGGCCAGAGCGGUGGCUGAAGAAUGAUGUCAAGGAGAUGAAGAAGCACAUGUAUCAGUUUGGUGGAGGAGGUCAUCUUUGCAUUGGUCGAAAUCUUGCUCAAUUUGAGAUGAACAAGAUUCUACCACAGCUCAUCAUGAACUUCGACUUCGAAUUGCGGAUCAUGACUUCAAAUUCGACAUCUUCCUCAAGUUCGCCGAGUUCUGCCGGUCUUGGGAUAACAGGAGGCUAUGAGGGCGAUAGCCUGGCACUGAAAGUCAUCAUUGCUUUCUUCCUCGGCCUCUCCAUGUACAACGUUGUUGAACUUCUCAUCCUCAUCUUCGGCACCUUCACAAAGUUCAAGGGCUUGUACUUCUGGAGCUUAGUGAUAUCAAGCCUUGGGAUAAUCCCAUAUUCGCUUGGAUUUAUCUUCAAGUACUUUUCAAUCCUGACGGGGGGAGGGAAAUGGUUCUCGGUUUUUCUGCUCUCAAUUGGCUGGUACCCUAUGGUCACAGGCCAAGCGAUUGUUCUCUGGUCACGCUUACAUCUCAUUGUGACGGGUGAAACUGGCGACAAAAUUCUGUUGUAUACGAAAUGGAUGAUUAUCACGAAUGCUAUAGUGUUGCACAUUCCGACAACUGUGCUUACCUGUGGGUCAAAUAGCGACACGAGCACGGAAGUCUUUGUUCGCGGAUACAACGUCAUGGAAAAGAUUCAAAUGUGUGGAUUUUUUCUACAAGAGAUAAUCCUAUCCUCAAUUUACAUUCUCGAGACGAUUCGAAUACUUCGGAGUUCGGUCAAAGGCAAUACCCAUCGUCUCAUGUAUCAAUUAAUGGCCAUUAAUAUCCUCAUCAUCAUUAUGGAUCUGGCGUUACUUGGCUUAGAGUGCGCAUCAUUGUACAUCCUCGAAACAACCACCAAACCCGUCUUCUACUCCAUCAAGCUCAAACUCGAAUUUGCUAUCCUUGGGAAACUGGUUCAUUUCGUCGGCGGGCCUCGAAGUAAUGGCCGCGCUUCCACCGCCCUGUCGGAGCCGGAAAAACGAAAUGGUUCAAAUACCCAUCGGCGCAAGAGUACUGCCAGUAAAGCUGAUGAGAACGACAUUUCAGAAUUCGUGGACUUAACGAAGAUUAAAACUGAUGUUACACGCACUUCACACCCUGGGAGGAACAGCAGCGCUGUAAGGCCGGAUCCAAACGAUCUCAACAUUGACCUCGAAAUUGCGAGGAUGGAACACUGGGAUACUCUUCCCUCAAGUGUACAGGGCUCAAACGGCGAGAUUCAUUCGACACGAAAGCUUGAAUCACUCAAGAGGUAUUACUCAGGAGCAUCAUGA
Molecule: messenger RNA, 2634 nt
Organism: Exophiala bonariae
Lineage: Eukaryota; Fungi; Ascomycota; Eurotiomycetes; Chaetothyriales; Herpotrichiellaceae
Exons: 7
Coding region: 1-2634 (877 amino acids)
Molecular function (GO): iron ion binding; monooxygenase activity; heme binding
Source: RefSeq, a predicted model, not a curated record